This is a messenger RNA of Zygosaccharomyces rouxii, 4863 nucleotides long. It is a transcript of the gene TCB3, whose product is annotated as Tcb3p. The coding region runs from base 1 to 4863 and encodes 1620 amino acids. NCBI's taxonomy places the organism in Eukaryota, Fungi, Ascomycota, Saccharomycetes, Saccharomycetales, Saccharomycetaceae. Gene Ontology annotation, molecular function: lipid binding. The record is from RefSeq and is a predicted model, not a curated record. The transcript has a single exon.
AUGGAUGAGGCAGCUACAAAGGCGGAGAAGGGGCAAAAGCUAUUCCCCCAUAAGUUUCAUAGGUUGAGUUUCGGUAAGAAAGAAGCUGCUAAGUUCAGUGAAAAAAAUGAACAAGGAUUAGCACAGAAGGCUAUGGAUGACUACGGUAAGGAUGUUUUAGAUGAUAGUAGAGCGAGUAUAAAGAGUCCUCGUAAAUCUGGUGGUUUUUCAAGCUUUCGUAGUCCUAGAUUGAGUUUUUCUUCGAAAAAUGGUAAUAAACUUCCACCACAGACUCAUUUUAGCGGUGGUAAUGAAGCUCAUAGUGAUUCCGGUAAUGAUGCCAAGCCUCAAGAUAUUCCUUCAGUGAAGUCUCGUCAGUCUUCCAAGAAACCAGAUAGUAUCAGAAGAUCAAGUAUGCAUUCGAGACAGUCAGGCAGGGUUUCCUCUGAUAGAGCUGAUAUUGGCAGUCCUGGUACAAGAAUUCCAUCUCAUCCUUUACCCAAGCAUUUACUUGUACAACAGAAGGAGAAAGAAGAGCAAGAGGCGAAGAGAAAACAGUUAACACCAUCGACCUCUGAAAAACAACAACUUUCGCCAAGACAACAACAACAACAAGAACAACAACAAGAAUCGCUAAAAAAUAAAGUUCCCCCCACAACAACUGGCCGUUUGAAUACACCAGAAGAAUUAUUCCCGUGGAAGAAAAUUGGAAGUUUCCAUCAUACGGGCAAAGGUUCUCCUAACACUGGUGAUGCACGUCUAGUUAAGGCUUACAUCCUGGAAAAUCUUGUUAACGAUUGGUAUAACAACGCUGCUGUCCUUGUUGGAACUUGUUUUAUAUCAUGGUCAUUUGCUUACCUUAGAUUCUCAUGGUGGUCAUUGUUAUUCGUCCUUGGCUGUAUGGGAGCAGUCUUUGCAUCUGAAUACAGACGUUUUAACAGAAAUGUUAGAGACGAUUUAACGAGAAUUACCGUGGAAGAAACUUUAUCACAGAGAAAAGAGUCCGUCUUAUGGAUGAAUUCGUUUCUCUCAAAAUUCUGGGUUCUCUAUAUGCCUAUUUUAUCUCAACAAGUUAAAGAUAUUGUGAAUCCAGCCUUAGCAGGUGUUGCACCAGGAUAUGGUAUUGAUGCAUUGUCAUUAGAUGAGUUUACCCUAGGUUCUAAGGCGCCUUCCGUUCGAAGUAUUUCUUCUAAUACAAAAGCAGGUGCUGACGUUUCUGAAAUGGUUUUUGAGUUUGCUUUUACACCUAGUGAUGUUUCUGAGAUGACACCAAAGGAAGCCAAGAACAAGAUUCAUCCAAAAAUUGUUCUUGCUAUAAGUUUAGGUAAAAGUGUCGUCUCUAAAAAAAUGAAAGUCAUCGUAGAAGAUAUUAAUGUUUCGGGUAGAAUGCGUGCGAAGAUUAAGUUUGGUGAUACUUUUCCAAACAUUGGAAUGGUUUCAGUUCAAAUGCUGGAACCACCAGUUAUCGAGUUUGGUCUAAAGCCACUUGGUGGUGAUACCUUGGGUCUUGAUGUGAUGUCCUUCUUGCCUGGGUUGAAGAAGUUUGUGCAAACUAUUAUCAAUGCAAAUGUUGGUCCAAUGUUGUACGCUCCUAACCACUUUGACAUUAAUGUGGAAGAACUUAUGGCUGCUCAGGUUAAUGACGCUAUUGGUGUUUUGGCGGUUACCAUCGCCAAUGGUAAUGAUUUGAAAGGUUCAGAUUUCAUCACCAACACAGUGGAUCCUUACAUCUCUUUCGAGUUGGAAAAGCCGUUACCAGAUUUGAAUGGCGAAGAUUUGCGUACCACCAUCAAACACAACACUACAACUCCACGUUGGAAUGAGACUAAAUAUGUUUUGGUUUCCAGUUUACAACAAAAGAUGAAAAUGAAAUGUUUUGAUUUUAACGACGUGAGAAAGGAUACUUUUAUUGGUGAAAUAGAAAUCGACUUGAACGAUUUACUACAGGAGCCUACCCAAGAUAACUUGAGCACCGAUUUAACAAUUGGUACAAAGAGUAGAGGUGCAUUAAACUAUUCGUUACACUGGUUCCCUGCCAAGAAAUCCGAGAACAUUACAGGUCAAAAGGAAACCGGAUCCGAUGAAGAAGCAAGCAGUAAACAGGGGACUGUAGCAAUUCCAGAUGGUGCUGAGAAUAAUGGAAAGGUAGAAGAUGAUGCCGAAUUUAAGGAAAAGGAAAAGGAAACUGAAAACGGCGAGGAAGAUGAAGAAAGGGCAGCUUUAGACGAAGACAACGAAGAUGAAGAAACCGACGCAGGUAUUGUCAAGUUGACCCUUCAAAACAUCAAAUAUUUGAAUACAGCUGUUGCACUAACUGGCACACUCUCACCAUCGGCCACUUUGUUCCUAAAUGGGAAUGUGGUUAAGGAAUUCAGAACUUUGAAGCGUAUCAAUGAACCUUCCUGGGGUGAAACCAUUGAACUAUUUAUCCCAUCUAGAGAAGAAUCUGAGCUGAGAUUAGAGGUUUAUGAUAACGGUUUAAGAGAGAAAAAGCUUAUCUGUGAAUAUGGUUCUACCCUUGAAGAUAUAUUUGAGAAUUUGCAAAAUGGAGAACCAUUUGUGAAGGGUUCCCCACAAGGUGAAAUUUAUAUGAAUGCAGAAUGGAAACCAGUUAAAAUGAGUGGUUUAUUCGCCUCUGGCGGUUCUCGUGACCCACUCGGUGCUCUCAGAGUCCUUGUUAGAGAUAUUAAUGUGUUAGAUAACCUUUCUGGUUUGGGUGACAUUGAUCCGUAUUUCACCUUGAGUGUUAACAGACAUGUGGAUUAUAAAUCGAUCAGUUAUUCUGAAACAGAACAUGCCUAUUUCGAUAAAGUUGACUAUUUGAUACUAAUGUCUGAGAAAGCAUCUGUUACCGUUAAUGUUUAUGACUACCAAUCUGUUGGUGAUGAUAGGUUUAUCGGAUCUGCGCAAAUUCCCUUGGAAGAAGUAAUGAAGAAGGAUCCAAAAACAGACAAAUUUACACUUGUCGACAAUUCUAAAAAGCCCUUAAAACUUGGCUUACAAAACAAAAAGGGUAAAAUUGGACAAAAUUAUGUCAAUGUUUCCCUAUCAUUUGUUCCUUGUAUCCCUGUCUAUACCCCUAAUGAAUACCAAACGGUCUUGGAGAAGGAUGCAGAGCUCCAGCAACAGAGAAAGGAAUUCUGGCAAAAACAAGAUGAAUUGAAGAAAGAAAUGGAGAAGACACCAGAUCAAUACGAAAUCAUUAACAAGCAAGAUCCUUUUGAAGAAGAAGAAAAGAAACUUCAUAAGAAAGAAAGAUUAUCGUUAGAGCAAUUAUUACAACAUAAUUCAGGUGUUUUAAAUUUGCAACUUUUGGGCGGUACUAUCCAUCAAAGCAACUGUUUCUUACAAAUUUGUGUGGACGACCUUUCCUGGCCCAAAUAUACUUCACCCAAAAUCUACAAUGAUUCCUUCCCCAGUGACGGUACUGACGUUUUCAUCCGUGAUUUGAGAAAUAGCAAAUUGCUGUUCAGGUUAACUGAUAAACGUGUUCCUAAAAAUGAAAGUAAUAUCAUUACUGAAUUUACUUGCAACACUUAUGAUCUGUUGCAAAGCAGUUAUGGCGAGGUUUCGAAAGUUAACAUUGGCGGCUCGGUGGUGAACGUACAAUGUCUAUACACACCAACCUCACAAAAACUGCCCGUCAGUGAUACGGUAUUGGAUACAGGUACUUUAAAUCUAACCGUUUUCUCUGCUGAAGAUUUGAUGUCUGCAGAUCGUAACGGUUAUUCUGAUCCUUUCUUUACUAUCGUAGUGGAUCAUCGUGAAUUGUACAAGAGUGAAAUCGUGAAAAAGACACUAUCUCCUGAAUGGAAUGAGAAGACAGAAGUUCCUAUACCUUCAAGAACUAGAAAGAAAGUUCAAGUAUUUUUCUAUGAUUGGGAUCGUGCUGGUGAUAAUGAUGAAUUAGGUUUAGUGGAAUUAGACUUGUUCCCUAUGAUGCCCAAUGAAGUCUACAAUUGGGAACUACCACUUAACACACAAGGUAAGGCAAAAUUUCAAGCCGUUUUCAUCCCACAAUACAACAAACCUAUGGUUACUCUUAAUGAAGUGAAGAAGAAGAGUGCGGUGGGACAUCUUGCCAGUGCCCCUAGCGGUGUUGGCCAUGCUGGGAAAGGCAUUGUUCACGGUGGUGCUCAUCUAUUCAGGAAACCAUUUAAAGCGGGUAAGAGAAAAUCAACAGAUUUGGAUUCCACUACUCCGAAUAGGAAGUCAACUGCUGGAGAUUCUAUCGAAGACGGACCUUCAGAACUCAGCCCUGAGUUGGCCAAUGCCAAGAAGUCGUUGGAUGUGGACCGCUCUGUGCCUAACCUAGAUUAUGCUCUAGUUCAAGAGUUAGAUCCUAAAUCACAUCUACCUGUCGGUGGAGAUGAUUUGAGCGCUAGACUCAGUAAUCACGUCCCCAGCGUUCUGUCAGGUCCUGUUGAAAGAAAGAGUUUUAGCAAAGAUAGAGGUGAUGGUAUACACAAGAACUUACAGCCCGGUACUAAUUAUCAAGGCCAAUUGACCUUAAUUUCCACUGACAGGGUAGCACCUAAGCUUCAAUUGAAUAUCGGCUUAUCAGUAAAUGGCAAAGUAAAACACUUGUACAAAUCCAAGACCCAGAAAGAGGAUGAAGGCGGUAACGCAACUUUCAACGAAUCCUUUGCCUUUAGAGGCCCACCAGAAGGCUCUCUGGUCUUUGAAGCAAUCUCCCAUCAUAGAUUGACUAAGGACAUAGAAUUAGGCAUUGCAGAAAUUCCCUUGAACGAUCCCCAAAUACAAAUUGGCGGUAACAUCAACCUCAAUUUAGGUGAAGGUACAGUGGUCUUCAGAACAGACUAUGGUACACCUAUAGACGAUAGCGUCCCUCCAGUUCCUCCAAUCCCACACGAAUACCAAUGA